AUGGCGAUGGUGGUGAUGAUCCAGGUGUUGAAUAUUUCGGCUCCCCCUGAGCAGCUGUUGGCGGAGUCUGAGCCGCUGCUAGCGGCCAGGUGGGCGCAUGCGCCGCUGCUUCCCGGGGCCCUGCGGCUUGUACGGCACCUAGCAGCGUGCGGAGUACCCUUUGCCAUCGCCACCAGCACCCCCCGGGCCACGUUUGCCGCCAAAAUGAGCUUGAAAACGGAACUGCGGGAGCUGCUGGUGGCUAAGGGCAAGCCGUACCCCGACGUGUUUCUGGAGGCCGCCAAGCGGUUGAAUGUGGUUCCGGAGCGGUGCCUAGUGCUUGAGGAUGCGCCCAGCGGGGUGGAGGGCGCCACGGCUGCUGGUAUGCGCGUGGUAGUGGUACCCUCGCUGGUUGGUACGGGCACGGGUACGGCAACCAACGAGUACGGCGCUGCCGACCCGAGCGCCGCCACUGGCGUCGUGGAGGUGCUGCCCUCCCUGUUGGCCUUCUCUCCGGCGGCCUACGGCCUACCGCCCUUCACAGACUUGCUGCCACCACCUACACCAGCACCCCCAGCAGCAUCCCCCUCAGCCCCGAGGGGCCCCGAGGGGCCCUUAGAUGAAGCGGACGGGGCUCCUGUGCGGAUCGGAGGGCAUCUGGGUGACGCGGUGAUCCCCAUGGACCGGGUGAUUCGGAUCCGGGGCAAGGUGGUCAAGGGCUUCGGACGGGGCUCCAAGGUGAAGCAGUGGGCGCUGGGAGGGGAGGGAGCAGACCUGGGUAUUCCCACGGCCAAUGUGGACCCGGAGGCGGUCGCGGCGGCACUGGCGGAGGCGGUGACCGGCAUCUAUGCGGGCUGGGCGAGGGUGGGGAACAGACCAGAGGUGCACAAGACGGUUCUGAGCAUUGGCUGGAACCCCUUCUUUGGGAAUAAGGAGAAGACCUUGGAGCCCUGGAUCUUGCAUUCCUUCGACGAGCCUUUCUACGGCGAGACUCUGUCUCUGGUGAUCUGCGGCUACGUUCGCCCCGAGGCCAACUUCAGCAGUUUGGAGGCGCUGAUCGCCCGGAUCCAUGCGGAUGCGGAGGUCAGUCGCGCAGCUCUGGACUGGCCCCCCCUGGCAGGGCUGCGGGAGGACCCCUUCCUGACCCAGCUGCAGCUGCCCUCCAUAGAAGCGGGGGUGCUGGCGGUGGAGGCCCUACUCUUUUGGCGCAACCCCAAGGAUAGCGGUGUCGUUUUCGGUGGCGCAACGGCUGCUUUCCUCGCGUAUGUACUGAACCCGUUCUCAGCAAGCACAAUCAUCUGCUAUGCUGUUGCCAUCGCGUCGCUGGCAACUUUCCUUUGGGCCCAGAUGGGCAACAUCGUCGGCAGGUCCGGCCCACCAGUGCCGGCCUUGCUCACGCGUGGGCUCAGUGAGGAUGAGGCCCGCAAGUUUACUGAUGCGGCUCUCCCAGUUCUCAACAAAGCGCUCGCUACGAUUGGUGUUCUGGCGUCGGGCAAGGAUCUGAAGCUUUCGCUUUUGGUGGUUGGCGGUGCAUACAGCGCAGCUCGUGUGUUUGCCGCCAUCAGCCCCGUCACGCUUGUGUACGUCGUGGUAUUGAUUGCUUUUACGGCCCCCAAGAUUUACGAGCUGAAGCAGGAUGAGAUCGAUAAGGUGCUGGCUACCGUCAAGUCCAAGGUGAACGAGCUCACUGCCAAGUUCAGCGAGGUGGUUAGCAAGAUUCCGAAGGCAUCGGGUCCAAAGAAGGCGCAGUAAAGAGGGCAAUGGCUGCACGUGCAUUACUUGACCUAGCGACAGAAUGACGCUGAACUCUGACGCCCCAGACAAGUCGCAUUGGCGCCGGUUGGAGCCGGCACGCAGCAUGUAAGGGUGCUGACCAAGUCAUGUAUAACUUUUGGAACGCAAGAUGUCCAACAGCAUUGCCUUGUACGGGGUACUGAAGGAACUUGCGUUGUAUGCGCUUUGUGAAAUUGUCGUCUGUUGGACAUACGAUAGCAGGACGGCUGGGCCAUGCGGCGAUGCUCUGAUUAAACCUGGACUUGGAAUGCAAUGUUCUUUGGAUUGCAUGCCGCCACCUAACCUUUGCUGCAGUUUGCUCGUUAUUACUGUGCGGGUUCCUAGCUGUCACGCCAUCGGCCGCUUGCUGUGGGCCCGCACUUUGCAUUUGCUUGUGUUCUCUGGUUACAACGUGUUUUCGGUGAAGCGGUAGUGCAGGGUGAAAAGGGCCUUCACCAAUAGUGAUAAGAAUGUGUCCGAGUGAGUAACACGGGCGGGAGUCCGGCUUAGGACGUCAAUUCGUUUGAUCACUUCAGUCCCAACGUUUGCAACACCAGUGGUACGUCCGCGAGCGAGUCCAGCACUAUUACUGCUCUAUCGGGGGCGACAGCUUCUAGCUGCUCCCGGCUGUAGAUUCCUGUAGCCACUCCGAUUGG
Messenger RNA from Volvox carteri f. nagariensis, 2408 nucleotides. RefSeq lists its product as uncharacterized. Gene Ontology annotation, molecular function: riboflavin kinase activity. The coding region runs from base 1 to 1731 and encodes 576 amino acids. The transcript has 13 exons. Gene Ontology annotation, biological process: FMN biosynthetic process; riboflavin biosynthetic process. The record is from RefSeq and is a predicted model, not a curated record. Lineage: Eukaryota; Viridiplantae; Chlorophyta; Chlorophyceae; Chlamydomonadales; Volvocaceae.